AUGGAUUACAUCACCAUUAUUAAUUUAACCUGUCAUUUUUGCUACAUAAUCCCCAUCCUUCUGGCCGUAGCAUUUUUAACCUUAAUUGAACGUAAGGUUUUAGGUUACAUACAACUCCGUAAAGGACCCAACCUAGUAGGCCCUUACGGGCUCCUCCAACCACUUGCUGACGGUGUUAAGCUCUUUAUUAAAGAACCAAUUCGCCCUUCAUCCUCAUCUUCAACCCUUUUUAUUCUCACCCCUAUCCUAGCGCUCACCUUAGCACUGACCUUGUGAGCCCCCAUACCUAUACCUUACCCCGUAUUAAAUAUCAACCUUACUAUUUUACUAAUUAUAGCUAUCUCUAGCCUUGCAGUGUACUCAAUUCUAGGGUCUGGAUGAGCAUCAAAUUCAAAAUACGCACUAAUCGGAGCCUUACGAGCUGUAGCCCAAACAGUAUCAUAUGAGGUUAGCUUGGGCUUAAUUUUACUUGCCUCUGUAAUUCUGGCCGGUGGCUUUACCUUGCAAACAUUCAACACAACCCAAGAAGCUAUUUGACUAAUACUACCAACUUGACCUCUUGCUGCAAUAUGAUAUGUUUCAACCCUCGCCGAAACCAACCGAACUCCUUUUGAUCUUACAGAAGGUGAAUCGGAAUUAGUCUCGGGCUUUAAUGUUGAAUACGCAGGAGGACCCUUCGCAUUAUUUUUUCUAGCAGAAUAUGCUAACAUCCUAGUAAUGAACACUUUGUCAGCAAUCCUGUUUCUAGGAACAAACACUUUUCCACUACUACCCUACCUUACCACCUCAAUUUUAAUAAUCAAAGCAGCUUUUCUUUCAAUAGUAUUUUUAUGGGUCCGAGCCUCCUACCCUCGAUUUCGAUAUGAUCAAUUAAUACACCUAACAUGGAAAAACUUUUUACCCCUUACAUUAGCAUUAGUUAUUUGACACCUAUCAUUCCCUAUUACGCUAGGGGGUUUACCACCUCAACUUUAAAUAGCUUAGAUAAAUCCUACGAUUAUUUAAAUAAGGUCCUUUUACAGCUUUAAUCCCACCAACACCUUAGGAAGAAGGGAUUUGAACCCUGCCGAAGAGAUCAAAACUCUUAGUGCUUCCGUUACACUACUUCCUAAAGUAAAACAGACUAAUUAAACUUUGGAAUUAAGACUCCAAAAAGAGGGUUAAACCCCCUCUUACUUAAAUGACACGAGUGGCUCCUGUCCUGAUUACAAUCUUAAUUUCUUUAACCUCAUUUAUUAUCACUCUUAUUUUCGCAAACUCUUGUUGAAUUUUAGCAUGAGUUGGGUUAGAAAUUAAUGCACUAAUUAUUCUCCCUUUUAUAACUCAAAAAAAAUACUCUCGUAAUCUCGCACCAUCCCCGAAAUACUUUUUUACCCAGGUUAUUGCCUCCGUAAUAAUCCUUUUUGCUAUUGCUUUAAAUGCUUGGUACACCAGCGAAUGAUUUAUAAAUUCAACAUCUAACCCCACCGCAAUUAACAUUGCCACUUGUGGACUCGCUAUAAAAUUAGGUAUUGCUCCCUUCCACAUCUGGUUUCAAAUAAUCCUAGAACGCGUAACUUUACCCCUUGCUUUAGCUCUUGCCACUUGACAAAAACUAGCCCCUUUCACCCUUUUAACAUAUUUAACCCCACAUAACCACUACAUAUUUAUGCUUAUAGGAGUAUGAUCAAUACUAGUUGGGGGCACAGUAAUGUAUCGUCGAACUGAUUUACACAAACUUUUAGUCGCCUCCUCAGCUAUCCACUCAGGUUUAGUGCUUUUAAUCUUACAAUUCUCUCAACCUCUUGCAUUAGUAACCCUUCUUACUUAUUUUCUUAUAACCUUCUCCACCUUCACACUAUCUAACAUGUGAUACUCCACAAUUAUGUCCCCCUUGCCCAUAUCUUGGUCAAGUCCUCCUAUUUUUACCCCCUUAACACCCUUGAUUUCCUUAAUAAUAGGAACAUUCCCUAAUAUUACUUAUACCCACCCAGAAUGACUAGCCGUUUCUUACCCUUGGUUAACCAAAAUUGACAUGUUAACAAUACUUACGGCGCUCUCUUCACUUAUUAGCUUGUAUUUAUACCUCCGGUUAUCGUAUGCAUUUGUCCUAACAACCCCCUCUCACAUGGACCCUGGGGACAACUCUCAAAACUUAAUCAACUUACACCUCACGGUUCGACUGCUUGGUACACUGGUUUUAACAGUAAUCCUAGUCUACGUGCUCUAUAAUAUUUUCUUUAGGUAACCAACAGUAAAAAUAAGGGGUUUAGGUUAACUUAAACCAGGGGCCUUCAAAGCCCCUAAUAGGAGUUAAAAUCUCUUAACCCCUGAUAAAGAUCUAAAUUACAUUUAAAUUUAUUUAAACCGGGGCCGUGCCCGAAACCUAAGGACCACUUUGAUAGAGUGUGUUACAGGAGUUAAAAUCUCCUCGACCCCUUAAAAAAUUUAAAAUCUAAUAACACAUUAAACCUAUUAAUGCUUUAUCCAUCACUUUUUCGAAGUAAAAUCAGCUAAAUAAGCUCUUGGGUCCAUACCCCAAAAAUGAGGGUUAAAUUCCCCCUUUUACUGAUGCACCCUAUUGCACUAUUUGUAAUCGUAUCCUCAAUCUCUCUUGGCACUUCCCUAGCUUUUGCAAGCUCAUAUUGAAUCCUAGCAUGAAUCGGAUUAGAGAUUAACACAUUAGCCAUACUACCCCUCAUGAGCCAAGCCAUGUACUCCCGCCCUGUUGAAGCAGCCACCAAAUACUUUCUAGCCCAAGCUGUUGCCUCCGCAUUAAUCCUUUUCGCCAUUAUUCUUAAUGCUUGAAUAACUGGACAAUGAACUAUUAACACAACAUCGGACCCUAUCGCGAUUAAUACAGCCACCCUCGGCCUAGCUAUAAAACUAGGGGUAGCCCCUCUACACAUCUGGCUGCCGGAAGUUAUACAAGGUGUAACUUUAACUACCGGCUUAAUUUUGUCCACCUGACAAAAACUGGCCCCUUACGCCCUCUUAGCCCAAUUGACCCCUCACAAUCAAGUAAUACUUCUUACCAUAGGCUUAUUAUCCACCCUAGUUGGCGGCUGAGGAGGCUUAAAUCAAACCCAGUUGCGCAAGCUUUUAGCCUACUCUUCAAUUGCUCAUUUAGGGUGGGUACUUUUAAUCCUGCAGUUCUCCAAACCUCUUGCAUUUGUAACACUUAUUACUUAUUUUAUCACAACAUUCUCCGUAUUCACCUUGUCCAAUAUAUAUAAAGCCACAACUAUCAACUCUUUGUCGAUAGCGUGGACCAAAGCACCCGCCCUUACUGCCCUCACUCCUUUAAUUAUUCUAUCUCUUGGAGGCCUCCCCCCUCUUACUGGCUUUGGACCAAAGUGAAUAAUUAUGUUUAACCUUUCAAUAGCUGAUCUUAGCAUAUUAGCAGUACUAGCUGCAUUCUCUUCCCUCAUUAGCCUGUAUUUUUACCUCCGGUUAACGUAUACACUCACCUUAAUAACCCCUCCCAAUAUUGCACCUACUGUAACCUCUUGACGUUUAACAAACUUAAACCCCACAAUACGCCUAGCUAUCCCAGCAACUUUAGCACUAGUCUUGCUCCCAGUACUACCCGACAUCUUGUCUAUACUCUUCUAGAACAUUGUACAAACCAUUAAAUAGCUUAACAAACAGCCUUAGACCCAAAUUUAAUAAGACCUGCAGGUUGUUAACCCACAUCAACUGCAUGCAAAACAGACACUUUAAUUAAGCUAAGGCCUUGCUAGACAGGCAGGCCUUUAUCCUACAAAAUCCUAGUUAACAGCUAGGCGCCCAAACCAGCGAGCAUCAGUCUACCUUUCCCCCGCCUUUUAAAGGCGGGAAGGCGGGGGAAAGCCCCGGCAGACGUUAACCUGCUUCUCUAGAUUUGCAAUCUAACAUGUAACACCUCAAGGCUUGGUAAGAAGGGGGCUAAACCCCUGUGUAUGGGGCUACAAUCCACCGCUUGCUCAGCCACCUUACCUGUGAUAAUUUCUCGUUGAUUUUUCUCUACUAAUCAUAAAGACAUUGGCACCCUCUAUUUAGUAUUUGGUGCUUGGGCUGGUAUAGUGGGCACUGCUCUUAGCCUACUUAUUCGAACUGAGUUGAGUCAGCCGGGUGCUCUUCUUGGGGAUGAUCAAAUCUACAACGUUACCGUGACUGCCCAUGCCUUCGUAAUAAUUUUUUUCAUAGUAAUACCAAUCAUAAUUGGAGGUUUUGGAAACUGGCUUAUCCCGUUAAUAAUUGGUGCCCCGGAUAUAGCAUUCCCCCGAAUGAACAAUAUAAGUUUCUGACUUCUACCCCCAGCUUUUCUUCUCCUGCUCGCAUCCGCAGCUGUAGAAGCUGGAGCUGGCACAGGGUGAACAGUAUACCCGCCUCUAGCUGGCAACCUUGCACACGCUGGCGCUUCUGUUGACAUAACUAUUUUUUCUCUACACCUUGCCGGUGUUUCAUCAAUUCUUGGGGCUAUUAAUUUUAUUACUACCAUUAUUAACAUAAAACCGCCCGCAAUUACACAAUAUCAAACACCCUUAUUUGUUUGGGCUGUUUUAAUUACGGCCGUACUUCUUUUAUUAUCUCUUCCUGUAUUAGCGGCUGGGAUCACUAUACUACUAACCGACCGAAAUCUGAACACAACUUUCUUUGACCCUGCUGGGGGCGGGGACCCGAUCCUUUACCAACACUUAUUCUGAUUCUUUGGCCAUCCUGAAGUGUAUAUUCUUAUUCUCCCUGGGUUUGGCCUCAUCUCACACAUUGUUGCUUAUUACGCAGGUAAAAAAGAACCUUUUGGGUAUAUAGGAAUGGUCUGAGCUAUACUAGCUAUUGGUCUUCUUGGCUUCAUCGUGUGAGCCCACCACAUAUUUACGGUUGGAAUAGAUGUAGACACCCGAGGUUAUUUUACCUCUGCCACGAUAAUUAUUGCCAUCCCCACAGGCGUAAAAGUAUUCAGCUGAUUGGCCACUUUACACGGGGGCUCCAUUAAAUGAGAAGCCCCAUUGCUCUGAGCUCUUGGGUUUAUUUUUUUAUUCACUGUCGGAGGUUUAACAGGUAUUAUCUUAGCAAACUCUUCAUUAGACAUCGUCCUUCACGACACAUAUUAUGUAGUUGCUCAUUUCCACUAUGUUCUUUCCAUAGGGGCUGUAUUCGCAAUUAUGGGUGGUUUCGUACACUGAUUCCCACUAUUUACAGGCUACACUUUACAUAGCGGAUGAACCAAAGUACAUUUUAUAGUCAUGUUUGCAGGUGUAAAUCUUACAUUUUUCCCACAACACUUCUUAGGAUUAGCUGGCAUACCACGCCGAUACUCAGACUACCCAGAUGCCUACACUUUAUGAAACACAACCUCUUCAGUUGGCUCUUUAAUCUCUCUAGUAGCAGUAAUUAUACUCCUUUUUAUUAUCUGAGAAGCAUUUGCUGCAAAACGAGAAGUACAAUUUAUUCAGUUCACAUCCACCAAUGUGGAAUGACUACAUGGAUGUCCUCCUCCUUAUCACACAUUUGAGGAGCCUGUUUUUGUGCGGGCUCUACCUCACACAACGAGAAAGGAAGGAAUCGAACCUCCAUAGAGUGGUUUCAAGCCACUUACAUUACCACUAUGAUACUUUCUUAUAUAA
Messenger RNA from Nerophis lumbriciformis (worm pipefish), 5588 nucleotides. NCBI's taxonomy places the organism in Eukaryota, Metazoa, Chordata, Actinopteri, Syngnathiformes, Syngnathidae. The record is from RefSeq and is a predicted model, not a curated record.